AUGUUAAGUCGUGAAAAAUUUGAAAACGAUAUUCGUGCGUUGAAAGAACUCUGCGACAACAAUCUUGGUAAGCACGAACGUGGAUUGUUUUGUGUUAGCAAUUCUUCAAUCGAAUGGGAAGGGAAAGUUGUAGUACGACAAUACCACAUCAUAUAUAGCAUUACUUACGAAGUUCCUACAUUGUGGUUCAACUUCUAUUGGAAAGACGGAAGCUUGCUUAAAAUGGAUGAAAUAAUAGAAUUGGUGUCUUCCGAAUAUCGUCAAGCAGUUCAAAAUGACCGUUUAAUUUCAAUCUCUCAAGGUGAACACCCUUAUCUUGGUGUUGCAUUCUACCACAUACACCCCUGUAGGACUCAGGAUAUUAUGAGCGAAAUACACACUGCCAAUUAUAUUUUAAGUUGGCUGUCUAUAUAUGGACGACUGGUGGGACUUCUGUUACCAAACGAGAUCUUCUCCGAAGGGAACCAGCUAGAUGUGUUUUGA
Molecule: messenger RNA, 483 nt
Organism: Enterobius vermicularis (human pinworm)
Lineage: Eukaryota; Metazoa; Nematoda; Chromadorea; Rhabditida; Oxyuridae
Source: the annotation of a GenBank genome assembly